AUUGUUGCCAACAAUAUGAAUAGCUCAGUGUCUCCAACUCACGAAGACUAGUGAUACGAGGUUAAGCUCAUCAAGUAGGGGAUAAUAUGUGGUAGGGGUGAAGACACAAAACCACAUAAGACUGGGUGAAGCUAAACAUGUCUACGACGUCUCUCUUCUAAAGGUUCAAGCGCGACACUGACACCGAUAACCGAUAACAGACGUCCGCUACACCAUGCGUCGAACGUCCGAGACUAAAAUGUUCAUCACAUCAUAUAUGACACACUUGCCAAUUGAGAGGUGUCGAACGUUGUAAACAACGCUGGAAGCAUCGUGUGGGACCCGCAUUAACUGCAAAACGAAGAGGGGCUCCCUAUUCGUGUUCCGUGUUCCCUAUCUCUAUGCAUAUAAGUGCAUUCAAUUGUGCAUUUAUUAUGAUAGUUGUCAAUUGUCAAAAGAUGAUUAUCACAGAAAUAUUUUUUUAUUAUAUCAUAAAAUGUAACAAAUCUAAACUAUGGUUUUGUGUUAUCAAUAAUGGAUAAUUCCCAGGAAUUAUAUAUUAAACAACGUAAGAGGUUACAUGCGAAUGCCACAAAAUCUAGGAUGAUAGUGAACGAAGAUGAGAAUAUUGAGCUGACUGAUACGUGUCGUUUAUUAACAACUAAUUCCGAAGAAUCAAUCGCAAAGACUGAGGUUAUUAUCCAACCAGAACCAUUAUGGGUAACAACAAUACAAAUGUUUAUACCAUUUUUACUUGCGGGCUUUGGUAUGGUAGCAGCAAGUCUGCUACUUGAUAAAGUUCAACAUUGGCCAGUAUACCAAGAGGUCAGCGAAAUCUACAUACUUGUACCUGCACUACUGGGACUGAAAGGAAAUUUAGAAAUGACCUUAGCUUCACGUCUUUCUACUCAUGCAAACUUAGGAGAUUUAGAUAAUGCCGAUCAAAAAAUCAGUCUGAUAGUAGGAAAUCUUGCCUUGAUUUUGUGCCAAGCUAUUGUAGUUGGAUUUUUAGCAUCCUUAGCUGCUGUGGUCCUGGGACUAAUUUCUCUAGGAGCAAUAGAUAUCAACCAUGCAUGUCUACUUUGUGCAAGUAGUAUAGUAACAGCAUUUGGUGCUAGUUUCCUUCUUGGACUUGUGAUGAUAGGUGUAAUUAUGUUUUCUCGAUAUUUCCAUAUCAACCCUGAUAAUGUAGCUACUCCUAUAGCAGCUAGUUUGGGAGAUUUAAUAACACUGGCUUGCCUAUCUUGGUUAGCUUCUGCUUUGUAUUUUAUACAUGAUAAGCAUCCUUAUGUUUCCCCGAUUUUCAUAACUUUAGGGUUGCUUAUGAUACCCUUAUGGGCCUGGCUAGCAAGUAGGAAUAAACAUACUAAAAAGGUCCUAUUUUGUGGAUGGAGUCCCAUAAUUGCAGCAAUGAUAAUCAGUAGCUUGGGGGGGCUUGUAUUAGACUUUACCGUAUCUCAAUAUAAAGGAGUAGCAGUAUUCCAGUUAGUAAUAAAUGGUGUAGGGGGAAACUUGGUAGCAGUUCAAGCUAGUAGAAUUUCAACAGAACUGCACAGGUACGGGCCUCCAGGUCAUUUACCAAGCCACAUGAAAAUGUGCAUAAACCCUUGCUUUGCAUUCUGUGAUAAAGGUGAGACCAGUCAUGCUGGAACUGCUAGAAUGUUAAUGCUUAUGGUUAUCCCAGGACACCUAAUUUUUUCAUAUAUGAUCAGCUACCUGCAAGCUGGACACACAUCUUUUACCUUCAUAUUUAUGGUGGUGUAUCUCACUGCUUCCCUGAUCCAAGUAUAUUUGUUGUUGUAUAUUGCACAAGUUAUGACUUUGUUCAUGUGGAAGAAUGGUGUAGAUCCAGAUAAUUCUGCUAUACCAUAUCUAACAGCAAUAGGUGACUUGUUAGGUACUUUACUUCUAGGUAUAGCUUUUCAAUUUUUGUAUCUUAUAGGUGAUAGGGAUAGCGAUGUUGGGGAUUAAUUUCUAUCACUGCAACAUUAAUAUAACCUGUGGAAAGUUACCUAAAUGAAUCAGUAUUGUUUCCCUUGAAAAUAUGGAGUGUUCUAUCAGGAUGUUUUGUAACAAUAUUUGAGUAAAAUAUCACAAGGAUAUAUUUAUAGUCCUCUGAUUUGUUCCACCAAAAUGUAAUUUAAGUUGACUAGUAAUUCAAAAUUGAAUAAAAAAUAGCAUUUGUUAAACUUUUGCCUUUUUCUUUUUAGUCCACGGGCUUGACAUUUUUUUCUGUUAGGCCAUUAUGUGGAUUAGAUAGACCGUUUAUGCUGCUUCAGUAUCCUGUUUUUAAAAUCUCGAUACGAUCAUUUGGCGCGGAGAUAUCUGACUUUGAAUGGAAAAGGGUCCUUUUGGCAUUGACCACUGAUAUCUCGGUAACCAGUGGUCACACAGAGAAUGUAAAGGUAUUUCGAAAAACUCGAAUACACCAGCUAUAAGAUUUCAUUGCAAUCUUUGAGGAUUUUUUUGUUUCCAUAUGUUGACUUUAGAAAAGUCAAAAAAGUCACUUUUUGCCUUGUUUUGGAAAAUCGAGCGCAUUCUUGGAACUGCUAAUGAGAAGGGUGAUGUUAUUAGGUUUUAUUUAUACCUCAAUGUAUUUGUAAUAACCCUCCACGACAGCAUAUGUAUCUAUUGUAUGGUUCAAACCUGUGGACUAAAAAGAAGGCAAAAGUCUUGCUAAAAAUUUGUAUUGGGUAUCUGUUAAAAUUUAAUGAGAACCAUUGCCCCUAAAAUUUUUCGGCUAAGAAACCUGUAAAACUAAAAUCUUAUAGCUCAAAAUGCUAUUUUUAAAGUCUAGAUACGACCAUUUUUCACCACUAUUGUCAAAAAUCACCGAAAAAAUUGCUCCCCUAAUUUUUUGAGUAAUGUAUGAAUAAAUUUCUCUUUAAAAUUUGCUAUUAUCAUUUUUCAAGUUUCCAUACUUAUUGAAUCUUAAAACAAAAUUUUGCCUUGAUAUCUCAUACUUAAAUGUUGUUGCUGAAUAGUAACUUUUCACAUGGAAAGUAUAUUAUUUAUGUUUUGUAUAGAUGCAAUCUUAUGUAAAAUAUUUGAUAUCUGAAAUAAUUGUACUCAUGUAAAUAUAUAUUUAAAGUGCAGUAUUAUACAGGGACCUCAAUAACCUGUAAAACUGAGUAAAGUAUAUACAACAAAUGCAAAAAGAUUGUAUUUUUAGCAAGUGAUAUGUAAUGAUUUUUUUGCCAAAGUGCACACUGGUUUUUAAACGUUCUUACUUCCACCUUUUAUGUCAAAAAACAAAUUGAACUAGAUCUAAAAAUCGCGGAAUUUCAUACAUAUAGAGUAUGUAUCUAAUAAUCAAGACUGAACUUAGUUGUUUUGUGGAAAUUAGUAAAAUUGUGCUUGUAUAUGAAAAUAAUUUUAUUUAUUUGUGCCAUGAAAAUGUUUAGAAUUCCAUAUGCAUUGUUUCAAAUUAAUUUCAUUUGUGCACAUUCUUGUCUCAUUAUCUAUAAAUGCACUUACUCGCAAAUAGUAAAAACAUGUGGAUUCCUAUUGAUCUUAGAUAAGGUGGUUAUAUGUUUAAAAAAUAAACUCUGAAUGUUUCAUCGGAAACAUAUUCCUAGCGAGGGUUUUGUGAUCUGAAUAGUAUAAACUAUAGAGGACGUCCCAGAAGUCGACGUCAAGCCUGGGAAUGGGGGAUAGGCCAAGUCAUAAUAGUUUUCAGAAAAAUCUAUAUAAAAAUUUAAGUUGUGUACUUUUCUUAUACAAUGUGUUGUGUUUGGUCACGACCUACCGAUAUUUAUUUUUAUCGACAAAUCUACCCCCUACAAUGUCCUACCUAACCCCUCUUUAAAUGGCAGCCAUUUUUAUUUUUACGUUACGAUUACGCUAGUGCAUGUAAGAAAAUUGUAAUAACCGAGUACAUACGUGUCACAGAAUGAUAAAUUUGGUGUCAUUUGAACGAUAACAUAUUGCCCUGGCGAUUAUUGAAAAAUUUGUAUUGAUACUAACCGUCAAACAUACUUAAAAACAGAAAAAAAUAUUAUUUUGUGCAUUUCCUCACACCAUUUAAAAACUAGUAUUGAAGUUGUACUUUUUGUGUGCUAAUGUUACAGCUAAUUGUCUAAUCUACAGAAUGGCACCAAAUUUGUUAUCCUAAGUCUUCUACUUUAAGUAAUAGAUGCUAUCUAGCAUUGGUCAAAAUGGGUGUAAUAAAAUGCAAAUUGCUUUCAAACUUUUUAUACAUAAAAAUGACAAAUCAAUGUUUCUCCUGCAGAGUUUGGACAUGUUCAAUGCUACAGAAGCUGUUCAAAAUGUCCUCCAUUAUUGGUUAUGCACAUUGUUGCUCUUAAAACCAUGUGUCGUGUUGUGCGACGGACUAUAUCCGUGUCAGCUCUAAUUCCGUUCGCAGCGGUAUGGAUCCCUUCCACGAGCUCUUUCCAUGUCGCCGAUACAUGACAGUAAACUUUUUGUUUCAUUGUGCCCCAGAAAAAAUAAUCUAGGGGCAUUACAUCGGGUGAUCGGGUGGCCAAACGACAGUGCUUGCACGACCUGUCCAUGGAGAAUGUUGCCCAUCCAAAUGUUCUCGUACAAUCCCUGGCCAUCUAAGCGUGGAGAUAGCUCAACUGGGCCGACUGAGACUCCGUUUCCUGUUGGAGAGUGCUCGGUCGAACUGUUUGAGAGUUUUCCAAAGACCACAAGUGGUUGCUUCUAUGGUUUAUGAUCCUCUGCCUGGUAAAUUUUGCUUCGUCCGUCCACAGAUUUUUUUCCCAGAAGUUGCAGUCUUGACGCAGCUGCCGUUGAAACUAGGUGCGAACUAUGAUUCUUGCUGCAUAAUCUGGCUCAUGAAGAUCCUGAACUCCUCUAAAAUUUUAGGGAUGUAAACCUUCUCUCUUAAACUUGAAAUUUGUAGUAACGGGAACUAAAAGAUCAUCACAGAUUUUUUUAAAGCCUUUAACUAUUAUGAGUUGGCCUAUCCCCCGUUUCCAACUUGACGACCACUUCUGAGUCAGCCUGUCUAUGGUAUGUUUGAACUAAGGUAUGGCAAAGCUGUGUAGAGAUUACAAAAUACAAUACCCGUUGAACAACGGUAAGCUUCGUUAUAAAAUUUAGCAAACUGAUAGCAGUGCAAUAUCUUUAGUUCAACCAAUGCACAUUGAUGUAAGAAUUAUACAGUGGGUCAAUAACAAAAAGGUGAAUCUUUUAUACUAAAUUCAUUUGAAAAUUAACAUCCAAAUAGUCAUUUUUUAUGGAAAUGGAUUGGAGAAAUUGGAAAUAAUAUAAAAAUAUAUAUAUUUAUAUAUAAAUUAUAAAAUUCAACUGUCAAAAGAAACAUUUAAAUAAGUAAUAACAACAUUUAUGUACACUUAGUACUUUGUUAUCAUACAAUUUUCAUUAAUUAUGGCCUAAAGCUAUCGCGGCAUGGAGAUGAGUUAUUUAUGGUCUAAUUUGGUCUCAUUUCUGCAUAAAAGUAUCUUGUAGCUGCCGUUUGGUAGAAAUUUCACAUUUCCGGGCCGUCAGAUCAAGCAAGUACUACAAACGGUUACUUUGCAAUGUUCCUGCACAACAAUCUCUGGAUACCGAUCUUAUUAAAGAUUUGUGGUUCUUGCUGGACCUGAAGGCCCGAAAAAGUACAAGCUACAAGAAGUUCUUUUGCAGAAAUGGGACGAAAUUGUACCAGAAAUAACUCGGAAUCUUCAUGCCACGAUGACUUCAGGCCAUAAUUGAUACAAAUGGUAUGAUAGCGUACUAGCUGUAAAUAAAUUUUGUCAAUACUUAUUCACAUGUGUAUUUUUUUUAGUGUGCCAAUAUUCAUUUUGACCAUUGAAUCUCAUAAUUCCUAUCACCAUUCUUAUAUUGACCCACUGUAGAUUAUGUUUCAACAGACCAGAACCUUUUUAUAACAAAGAUGAGAAGUGAGAUGUUAUGUGAUUUAAAUAAAAU
Molecule: messenger RNA, 5877 nt
Organism: Acanthoscelides obtectus
Lineage: Eukaryota; Metazoa; Arthropoda; Insecta; Coleoptera; Chrysomelidae
Source: the annotation of a GenBank genome assembly